GGAGUGGACAGACUUCUGCCAUCUUUAUUGAAUGUACCCCAGAGAAGUUUUGGGAUCGAUUAUGACUGCAACUGCUUUGUGAAGGACGGGAGCCCUUUCCGCUACAUCUCAGGCAGCAUUCACUACUCGCGGAUUCCCCGCUACUACUGGAAGGACCGCCUGGUGAAGAUGAAGAUGGCAGGGCUUGAUGCCAUUCAAAUGUAUGUGCCAUGGAACUAUCAUGAACCACGACCAGGCGUAUAUGAUUUCUCUGGUGACAGAGACCUUGAGUAUUUCCUGCAGCUUGCUCAUGAAACUGGCCUGUUGGUGAUCCUGAGAGCGGGGCCUUACAUCUGUGCAGAAUGGGACAUGGGUGGUUUGCCUGCGUGGCUGCUGGAGAAGGAAUCUAUUGUUCUCAGGUCUUCUGAUUUAGAUUACCUGGCUGCUGUAGGGAAAUGGAUGAGUGUCCUUUUGCCAAAGAUGACACGUUACCUCUACCAAAAGGGAGGUCCAAUCAUCAUGGUGCAGGUAGAGAAUGAAUAUGGAAGCUACUUUGCUUGUGACUACGACUACCUGCGUUUCCUUCAGAAGCUCUUCCGCCAGUAUCUUGGAGAUGAGGUGGUGCUCUUCACCACUGACGGUGCAAGCAAGUCUCACUUGAGAUGUGGAGCUCUUCAGGGUCUUUAUGCAACAGUGGACUUCGCCCCAGGCGUCAAUGUCACAGCAGCAUUCUUAACUCAAAGAGCCAGUGAACCUACAGGCCCUUUGGUUAAUUCUGAGUUUUAUACUGGAUGGUUGGAUCAYUGGGGACACCGUCAUUCUGUUGUGCCCGCACAAGCAAUAGCUAAAACCCUUAAUGAAAUCUUGGCACGUGGUGCUAACGUGAACCUGUACAUGUUUAUAGGUGGGACUAACUUUGGCUAUUGGAAUGGUGCUAACAUGCCCUAUUUGCCACAGCCCACUAGCUAUGACUACGAUGCUCCACUGAGCGAAGCGGGGGAUCUCACAGAAAAAUACUUCGCCUUGCGGGAAGUCAUUGGAAUGUAUAACCAGUUACCAGAAGGCCUUAUCCCUCCAACAACACCCAAAUUUGCUUAUGGGAAGAUUCGCAUGCAGAAGGUGGGUACUGUGGUGGACGUUCUUAACAAACUCUCAUCUGCUGGACCAGUAAAAAGCACUUACCCCUUAACUUUUGUUCAACUAAAGCAGUAUUUUGGGUUUGUACUGUACAGAACUGUCCUUCCGAAAAACUGUACGGAGCCAACACAACUCGCUUCGCCUCUGAACGGAGUCCACGAUCGAGCCUAUGUCUCUGUGGAUGGGGUUCCUCAGGGUGUCCUUGAAAGGGGUGUAUCACUCGCCAUAAAUAUCACUGGGAAGGCUGGAGCAAAUCUGGACAUCUUGGUAGAGAAUAUGGGCAGAGUCAACUUUGGGCGAUUCAAUAAUGACUUCAAGGGUCUAGUUUCAAAUUUAACUCUUGAUCAAGAUGUACUUGUCGAAUGGGAAAUCUAUCCUCUAAACAUAGAUGGAGCAGUGAACCAUGACAUCAAUGGCCAAUCUGAGCAACUAUCGAGAUCUCUUGGUAAUCCAUCAAGUUAUGAAGCACCCACAUUUUACACUGGUAGACUUUCAAUUCCUGGUGGGAUUCCAGAUCUGCCUCAAGAUACCUACGUCAAGUUUCCUGGCUGGACAAAGGGGCAGAUUUGGAUCAAUGGCUUUAACCUGGGUCGCUACUGGCCUGCCCGUGGUCCUCAGUUAACCCUCUUUGUGCCAAGCAAUAUCCUUGUUUCCUCGGUGCCGAACAACGUGACGGUGCUGGAGCUGGAGCGGUCGCCCUGCAGCACGCGGGGCUGCGAGAUAGAGUUUGUAGACACGCCUGUUAUCAAUGCAACCACGCAGCACACUAGGGAUGCCCCUCGGCUCUUCGUGAGAGACACGGAGCAGAACCCGCUGUGAUGGCUCGAGCCUUUCCUUGCUCUUUCGCCAACKUGGCUUCCCUUUUCCCUCAAGCCAAACUUCCCUUUUUUAAAAAAGUCAKUGUUGGUCAGUAGGUCGUAGAGCUGAGGAAGGUUUUAGAAUUCGUAAAAGACUUCCCUUUUCUCCUUGUUUUUAAACUAGCAAGAGUCAAAUACAGAAAUUCUCUUUAAGAAUGAAAAAGAAAGAAGAAGCUGUAGAUUUAAAGUUGACCUUGGAUUGUGAAACAGAACCCAGGUGAAAGAUAAUGUUGGUGUCAUAAAAAUGUAGCCCCACAUACUGUGCUUGAACUCUUAAUUUAUCAUUUUUUGGCACUGGAGAGCAGUGUAUUAAGAGGUGCACAAUCCCUCGAGCCUGCAGCCUGUUCCUGCCUGCAUCAGAGGGGCUGGUGCUUCAGAGCAGCCAAUAUUUUCUGGUAUCUGGUUAGUGUCAGUGUCGUCUUAGCCUGCACUCAUUUGCUGCUCAUGUUGAGUGGAUCUCAUCUCUUGUUGCGCUGCCAUGUGAGUGACCACGGAAAGUCUUGAGCUCGUUUCCUCUGAGGGGGAGAGCACCCAAGUGCAGGCUGGUCUAAACAGCAGCCGGGGGGUUAUUGGGGCCCGUGGUCACAGUYCUGCAGCCACCCCUGCGAUGCUGCUGGGUGAUGCUCACAUUUCUGAGCCCAUUUACUGCUUCUCUUCUGUGAUCUCUGAAGUCUUAAGAGUCGACUAAUAGGUUCAAGGACUUAGGUAAAACUUAGGCUCGCUCUGUUGGACCAUAGACUGGCUAACUUGCCUGCUGUAUAUGGUCUUAAAGUGAGCCAUUUUAAAAUUACAUUUGUAAACUUAUUGUGUGUGCGUUACUUUUAAUAAUGGACUUGUAUGCCUGUUUUUCAUAGGCCGGAGCCUUGAAAGCUGAAGGUUUUAAGUCAAAGCAUUACAUUCUUUUUUUAGUCACUAUUUGACAUUUUAUGGUUUUU
Molecule: messenger RNA, 2908 nt
Organism: Nothoprocta perdicaria
Lineage: Eukaryota; Metazoa; Chordata; Aves; Tinamiformes; Tinamidae
Gene: GLB1
Product: galactosidase beta 1
Exons: 16
Biological process (GO): carbohydrate metabolic process
Cellular component (GO): vacuole
Molecular function (GO): beta-galactosidase activity
Source: RefSeq, a predicted model, not a curated record